AUGUUCUGCUUCACAAGCCUGCUUGAAUGCUGGAAAGCCUCCUCUUCUGCAUCAGGUGGCGCACAAUCGCCAGCUCUCCAGUCUACCAAUGGAAUUAUUGCAAAAGAUCACAACCCUAGCUUAGCAGGUCUACACGCAGGACAACUAAUUCUAGAUGUUGUCAAAGCUGAGAUGGACUUUGGGAUAUCUUGCUUCAGAGAUUACUGCGUGUUUACAGCUUGUUUCCAGGAAGCCCCUGACAAGCUGCAUUUCAUAUCCUGCCCAAAAGUGAUUCACGCAGCUAAUUUGACCCCUGCUAAGCGGGAUCAUUUUGGCAUUAUUAAAAAGGAGUGGCUUAUUAUUUCUGAUACACAGGAAGAAAAAGAGAUUUUCUAG
Aspergillus novofumigatus IBT 16806 is the source of this 375-nucleotide messenger RNA. RefSeq lists its product as uncharacterized. NCBI's taxonomy places the organism in Eukaryota, Fungi, Ascomycota, Eurotiomycetes, Eurotiales, Aspergillaceae. The transcript has 4 exons. Bases 1 to 375 code for a protein of 124 amino acids. The record is from RefSeq and is a predicted model, not a curated record.